UAAAUUUUGAAUUCAAGCUACAAAGUGACAUUGAUUUUUAGCAUGUUCCCCGUCCUUCCAGAGAGAGACUUUUAUAACAUUGAAUAUACGUAACUCAAAAUAAUAAUAAAUAUGAAACCAUUAAUAGAACUUAUUAUUGGUUGUGCUCAAGUGGUAGCUCGUGCAUUCACUAGGGCAGUCCAGGAGGAAUUUAAAGCCAGUCAGCAGGCAGCUCAGAGAGCAGGGGGAGGGAGACAGGGGGCUAGAAGAGCCGCUAAUGAUACCGUAUCAGGAAUUAGUUUACAGGAGGCCAAACAGAUUUUGAAUGUAAACAAUUUAGAAGAUGUAGAAACUGUUGAGAAAAACUACAAACAUUUAUUUGAAGUCAAUGAUAAAGCUAAAGGAGGUUCUCUAUACUUACAGUCCAAGGUAUAUCGAGCAAAGGAAAGAAUUGACAUGGAGUUUAAGAAAUCUGACCAGGAAUCAGGGACUAGUGAUGCUAAAGAGGAAUCUAAAACUUAACAAAAGUGUUUCCUUAAAGUUACUUCAGUGUUAAACAUCAGUCUGUGAUCAAAUGUAAACUUCAUAGAAGAAAGAAGGGAGGAAGAAAUGUGGGCUUUCACGUUCAUACAGCUGUAAGAGAUAGAGCAAGUGUAACAUUUAUCUGGCUGUUUGUAGACCAUAUUGGAGUGAUCAUCUUCACUAAUUAUUACAUGUGAGAGACGCAUCUGAGGAGAAAUUUGAUUUUUGUGAACUAGUAUGUGAUCAUUGUUUUAUUAUUAUUAUUCAUUUUUGAAUGAUUUUAAUCCAUUAGAAUUGUUAGUCAGCAAGACUCCUAUAACUCAGGAAGGCAAUGGUUAUUAAUUAAGUUAGAGUAUAAUGUGAUAAUGAAGGAAAGCAUGAUCACUAAGCUAUGAGGAAUUCAUUCGUAUAAAGUUCUUAAUAGUAUGUAAAACGAGUCAUAAUAUUCACCUUUUUAUUUUCAGGAUGAUUUUUUUAUCACAAUUGAUUAAAAAAUGAGUCAUAAAAAUUCAAUUCAGAAAUGUCACAUGUGU
Saccostrea cuccullata (small rock oyster) is the source of this 1034-nucleotide messenger RNA. RefSeq names its product mitochondrial import inner membrane translocase subunit Tim16-like. Gene Ontology annotation, cellular component: TIM23 mitochondrial import inner membrane translocase complex. NCBI's taxonomy places the organism in Eukaryota, Metazoa, Mollusca, Bivalvia, Ostreida, Ostreidae. Gene Ontology annotation, biological process: protein import into mitochondrial matrix. The transcript has 4 exons. The coding region runs from base 112 to 501 and encodes 129 amino acids. The record is from RefSeq and is a predicted model, not a curated record.